This is a messenger RNA of Prosopis cineraria, 1801 nucleotides long. Its product is annotated as protein ZINC INDUCED FACILITATOR 1-like. The record is from RefSeq and is a predicted model, not a curated record. Lineage: Eukaryota; Viridiplantae; Streptophyta; Magnoliopsida; Fabales; Fabaceae. The transcript has 19 exons. Gene Ontology annotation, cellular component: plant-type vacuole membrane; plasma membrane. Gene Ontology annotation, molecular function: solute:potassium antiporter activity. The coding region runs from base 168 to 1640 and encodes 490 amino acids. Gene Ontology annotation, biological process: transmembrane transport; regulation of stomatal closure.
ACAGUAUCAACUUUCCAUUUGUUAUUAUUUCUCUCCAAUCAAUCAUACAUCGCCAUGGACUUUCUUUCAUAUGCUAUUGUUUUCUCCAAUACACACAGCAAGCUUCUUCACCAUCUCCUCCAGCAAUUUCUCCAGAACUCUGAAGCAGAAUUUCGCGGAAAUCGAAUAUGACGGACGAUUAUAAUGAAGAUAGCAGCAGUAGAGAGCCAUUGCUGAAGAUUCGGUACUACGAGAACUGCCCAGGGUGUAAGGUGGAUCGAGCCAAAGAAAUGAACCGAGGAUCACCAGUGAAGUAUCUUUUCUAUAUAUGGAUGCUAACUAUGUGCGCCACGCUGCCUAUAACAUGUAUCUUUCCAUUCCUUUAUUUCAUGGUAAGAGAUUUUGGUGUUGCAAAAACGGAGGCAGACAUUGGCUCCUAUGCUGGCUAUCUAGGCUCUUCAUUCAUGCUUGGCAGAGGAUUGACAUCUGUAGCCUGGGGGAUAGUGGCUGAUCGUUAUGGUCGAAAAUAUACUAUAGUCAUAGGAACUAUAGUAGUUGUUGUUUUUAACACACUAUUUGGCCUAAGCACGAGCUUUUGGAUGGCUGUUAUCACAAGAUUUCUUCUUGGAAGCUUAAAUGGUUCACUUGGGACAAUCAAGGCUUUUGCCACUGAAAUCUUUCGAGAAGAACACCAGGCUCAAGGACUCGCUACUUUCAGUUCAGCUUGGGGCAUAGCUUUAGUCCUUGGUCCAGCAUUGGGAGGUUAUUUGGCUCAGCCAGUAGAGAAAUAUCCACAUGUAUUUCCAGAAGGCUCCUUAUUUGAUAAGUUCCCGUUCUUCUUGCCCUGCUUUGUAAUUUCAGCCUUUGCACUUGCUGUGUUAGUUUCCUGCAUCUGGCUCCCGGAAACAUUGCACAAACACAAUGUUAGCAAUGAGUCCAAUAAGGAUGCGGAAGCUUUAGAAAAUGAAAAAACAACAACAACAAAGAAAAAAACAGUUCAGAAAAGUGGAAAUAUCCUCCUGAAUUGGCCCUUGAUGUCAUCCAUCAUUGUUUAUUGUGUUUUCUCGCUGCAUGAUAUAGCUUAUACAGAGGUUUUCUCAUUAUGGGCUGUCAGUCCUCUAGAGCUGGGGGGUUUGAACUUUACAACGGAUGAUGUUGGUGAUGUUCUUUCAAUAUCAGGAUUUGCUCUUUUGCUCUGUCAAAUCUUCCUUUAUUCACCUAUGGAGAAAGCAUUUGGACCCAUUAAUCUUGCUCGCAUUGCAGCGGCUUUAUCCAUCCCUCUCUUGCAAAGUUACCCUUUCAUAGCGAUGUUAUCUGGCUUCACACUGCAUCUAGUGAUAACUAUUGCUUCCGUCUUUAUGUUAUGUUUCCCUACAAUAAUUGAUACCAGUUUAUUCCUUUUGCAAAACAGAGCAGUGGAACAACACCAAAGAGGAGCGGCUAAUGGUAUUGCUAUGACAGCUAUGUCACUUUUCAAAGCAGUUGGCCCUGCUGGAGGUGGAGCAGUAUUAACUUGGUCGCAAAAGCGGUUAAAUGCUUCUUUCCUUCCGGGUACUCAUUUGGUGUUUUUUGUGCUGAACCUAGUGGAAGCACUGGGCCUGCUGAUGAUGUUCAAACCAUUCCUGGCUGAGAAAAAGACAACCCCAUCACAGCGGUCAUAAUGAUGUUAAUAACAUGUUUCAUAACCAUGCAGUGAUGAAGCAAUCAUCAAUCCUGAGAUAUUUUUGUGAAGGGGAUGCUACUGGCUAAUUAAUAGGACCAAUAUAUAUAUAUAUAUAUAUAUAUGCAUGCAUGUACCAGCCUUUCCUGCGGAUUUCUGGUA